GCCAAAACAGGAACAGGGGUGGCAAAUCACUGUGCGAGGGCGAGUGGACCUCCCUCUUUGCCUCCUCCCUGUUCCAGGCGCAGAUCCCCUGGGCUCUGCGCUGUUGUUUUCAGCACUCGGGAAAGCCGGCGCUUCAGAUCGAGGCAAGUGCACCAAGCCAGGGAGUUUUCCGUUCAGUACCUCGGACAGAGCCACGCAGCAAAAAAAUGGCUCCGAUCACUACCAGCCGGGAAGAAUUUGAUGAAAUCCCCACAGUUGUGGGGAUCUUCAGUGCCUUUGGCCUGGUCUUCACAGUCUCUCUGUUUGCAUGGAUCUGCUGUCAGAGAAAAUCAUCCAAAUCUAACAAGACUCCUCCAUAUAAGUUUGUGCAUGUGCUAAAGGGAGUUGAUAUUUACCCUGAAAACCUAAAUAGCAAAAAGAAGUUUGGAGCUGAUGACAAAAAUGAAGUAAAGAAUAAACCAGCUGUGCCAAAGAAUUCAUUGCAUCUUGACCUUGAGAAGAGAGAUCUCAAUGGCAAUUUCCCCAAAACAAACAAAGCUGGCAGCCCUUCUGAUCUGGAGAAUAUGACCCCGAAGCUCUUUUCAGAAGGAGAAAAAGAUGCAGUUUCCCCUGAUAGCUUAAAGUCCAGCACGUCCCUUAGUUCAGAAGAGAAACAAGAGAAACUGGGAACCCUCUUCUUCUCCUUAGAGUACAACUUUGAGAAGAAAGCAUUUGUGGUUAAUAUCAAGGAAGCCCGUGGCUUGCCCGCCAUGGAUGAGCAGUCGAUGACCUCUGACCCAUACAUCAAAAUGACGAUCCUCCCAGAGAAGAAGCAUAAAGUGAAAACCAGAGUUCUAAGAAAGACCUUGGACCCAGCUUUUGAUGAGACCUUUACAUUCUAUGGGAUCCCCUACACCCAGAUCCAAGAAUUGGCCUUGCACUUCACAAUCUUGAGUUUUGACAGGUUUUCAAGAGAUGAUAUCAUUGGAGAAGUCCUUAUUCCUCUCACAGGAAUUGAGUUGUCUGAUGGAAAAAUGUUAAUGAACAGAGAGAUUAUCAAGAGAAAUGUUAGGAAGUCUUCAGGACGGGGUGAGUUACUGAUCUCUCUCUGCUACCAGUCCACCACAAAUACUCUCACUGUGGUUGUUUUAAAAGCUCGACACCUGCCUAAAUCUGAUGUGUCUGGACUCUCAGAUCCCUAUGUCAAAGUGAACCUGUACCAUGCCAAAAAGAGAAUCUCCAAAAAGAAGACUCAUGUGAAGAAAUGCACCCCCAAUGCAGUGUUCAAUGAAUUAUUUGUUUUUGAUAUUCCUUGUGAGGGUCUUGAAGAGAUCAGUGUUGAAUUUCUGGUUUUGGAUUCCGAAAGGGGAUCCCGCAAUGAGGUAAUUGGGCGGUUGGUUCUGGGAGCAGCAGCAGAAGGAACCGGAGGAGAGCACUGGAAGGAGAUCUGUGACUAUCCCAGGAGACAAAUCGCCAAGUGGCAUAUGCUCUGUGAUGGUUAGCAUCCUGACUAUGAGUUGGAACUUGAUGAUUUUACUAGGAGAGGAACAAUUUUCUUUCUUUCUGAUAUGUGAUUACUAGCUUGUGACAGCAAGCUACCUUUUUUUUGUUGUUGUUAGAAAUGGAUUGAAUUAGCUGACCAGAAAGUAACUGUAAAUGUGUAUCAUGAUAAUUUCCCCCUUUACUAGAGAAGUUGGAUAAAUUUUCAUAAAAUAGUGAAAGUUGGAUAAAUAGAGAAGUUGGAUAAAUUUUCAUAAAAUAGUGAUUUCCUGUGCAGGUUACCAGUGCUAUAAAUAUGAGUAGUCAAGCAUUUUAUAAAUACUGCAGUGCGAUCCCAGGUUAGGGGUGUGGUUUAGAAAGUGAUGAUGUCACUGGAAUAUGUCACUGGAAGGCAACGUGAUUGUUAGGAUUUAGAAAUCAAAAGCAUGUGUUCACUUAUGAAAAUUCAUCCAUUUUUCUCUAGGUGGGGAAAUCAAUUUUUCUUUAAAUCCAAAGAUAUUCUAGAAGUGUUCUCUAGUUUGUUUUUAUUAGUUAUGUCAUGUACAAAUGGUGUCCUGCAUAUAAAAGUAUAUGGUCAUUUCUCUUUGGUUUGUAAUUAUUUGAUACAAUGUUAUCAUAAGAGAAAUAGGUUUGUUUCAAAAGGACAGUGAAUAAACUGAGAAAUCAUUUUAUUAAAGGGCUUAGUUGAGAACACUGUGGUAGAAAUAUGAUUUUUCUCCCCCCUAGGAUUAUAUGUGAGUCAAAAUGUUGUAAAAUAUAACCUCACAUAAGAACCAUGGCCUUGAAUUAUUCACUGCCUGUCACAAGCGUCAGUGUGGUCUAAGAAAGCCCCAUUUACCUUUGUGAAGUUGUUAAAUUAGCUAGUGGGUAAAGAAAUAAACUUCAGCUAGAAAUCCAGUUAGAGAUGCAGUUUUCUUCUAGGAAAUAUGUAUAGUAUGCAAGUAUACAUUCAAGGCUUUUCCUUGCACAUAGAGAGGGCAUGGCUAUCGAAGUUAAGUCUUCCUUUAGUUGUUCUCCCCCAGAAAAGAUUAAGCUAUUAUUUGAAAACAAACAAAAAGACUGAAGUUUUAACCAUGCCAGACAGAAAGCAUUAUUUAAACCAAUAAACUAAGCAAGCCUAAUAUAAUUUACAUAUGUCCACAUGAAAUAUAUUUAGGCUGUCAAAUUAGCACAAUAAAGUAUGUCUCACUAUCUUUUCUAGGCUAAUUUGUCUUGAGCUGUUUUCUGUGGAACAGUUUAUAUAGACUUGUGUCUUUUACCGUUUUUCCAGUUCCAGGGCUCUGAAAUUCAUUAAAAACCCAUUAGAGUAAAGCAGUGCCCUGUGAUUAUUUGGAAAGAAUUAACUUGAGGUAAUGUCACUAUAUUUGAGUUUUUAGUUAGGUAUGAGUGAAACUCGGGUACAAUUGAAUUAUUAAAUAUGCAAGUUAGAAAAUAAAGUCUACUGAAAAUUUUACAUUUUGAGUCAGCUUUUGUGUCAGUACUUUAGCGAUUUUUGAGAAUGUGUUUGAUAUCUCCGUGUUUGUAAAUUCUAUGACAAUGCAUUUUCAAAACAACUUAUACACGCUUUUUAUGACUAUGCCCAAUGUAAAGAAAAUGUUUUACAUUCUAUAGGUAGGAAAACUGAAAUCAACCUCUUUUUUUGUGUUUUAAGAUAACUUUGGGAUUAAAAAGAAUAUUCCCUAAUCAUUGUCUUCAUUCCACCACAAAAAAACCCCACAGCAUCUUGGUCUGCUCAACAUUCCUAUGAAAGGAGCAUAAAAUUAAUUGCAGUCAGUGUGUGAUUUGGGGAAGUCGAUGGCCUUUUUAUGUAUAUGUACUUGGUACAUGGGCCAUAGAAUGUAAUUUAUUUUGGAGCUCUGAAAAGUUGUGAGGCAUCCACCCUAAGUAUCCUUCAUAGCUGUGAGAAGUUCAUGGUGGUAUCAACUGAAAUACAAUUGUUGAAGGAGGGUAAUUUUAUUUUUUAAGCAGAACAGCGAAACCAACAACAAAUACUUUUUAAAUUACAGUGACUAAUUUGUAAAUAGUUUUUAGUUUUUACAAUUUAAAGUGUUAUUGAGUGUGAAAAGUUGAGUAAAAUUAUUUGCAACUGCUGUUAAAGGAAAGAAAGAAGAAAAACUAAAAAAGAAUUGAAACAGGCAGGGACGUAAGUGAUCCCAUCAUCUUCUGAAAAUUGUACUGUUUUAUUAUGUAUUACAAUAUCAGUGUGAAUAUCUUGAAUUCUGUUACAAAUCCUGCACUGUAUUAAACAUGUAAAUUACUUGUCUGAUUAGCCAAUCUCACCACCCUAAUGGGGAAGUAUUCACGUUUGAAAAACUGUGUAAUUCAGUAACUGACUUGUUCUGAUGUUGUAACUCAGUAGAAGUGACUUGGAAGGAAGCAUGGUGUAUGAGAUGGUGUCUGUUCUUUCGUGCCAGCUCUGUACGAUGUUUGUAAGACUAUGUUUGUAAGACAUGAAUAAAUUGCUGCU
Molecule: messenger RNA, 3946 nt
Organism: Pteropus alecto (black flying fox)
Lineage: Eukaryota; Metazoa; Chordata; Mammalia; Chiroptera; Pteropodidae
Gene: SYT4
Product: synaptotagmin 4
Exons: 4
Coding region: 207-1481 (424 amino acids)
Biological process (GO): vesicle fusion; regulation of dopamine secretion; cellular response to calcium ion
Cellular component (GO): axon; synapse; membrane
Molecular function (GO): calcium ion binding; clathrin binding; phosphatidylserine binding
Source: RefSeq, a predicted model, not a curated record